Hibiscus syriacus is the source of this 1327-nucleotide messenger RNA. RefSeq names its product zinc finger protein ZAT9-like. Gene Ontology annotation, biological process: regulation of DNA-templated transcription. The transcript has a single exon. NCBI's taxonomy places the organism in Eukaryota, Viridiplantae, Streptophyta, Magnoliopsida, Malvales, Malvaceae. The record is from RefSeq and is a predicted model, not a curated record. The coding region runs from base 192 to 1205 and encodes 337 amino acids.
AGAUGUUUCGUUGUAUAUAUCUCCUGGCGGAGGAUUGCUUGUCAGUUGUCACCUACUCCUUUUUUUAGUUUUUGCACUCUCUUUCCAUGCUUCUUUAAAACUCUCUCUCCCUCAAGCGAAACACAGAGUCCAGAAUUCAUAGAAUUUUCAGAAAUAAACAUAAAACAUUGAGCUCUGUUUCUGAUUUUGUAAUGGAGAAACAUAGGUGUAAGUUAUGCUUGAAAAGCUUUGUAAAUGGAAGAGCUUUGGGUGGCCACAUGAGGUCUCAUAUGUUGAAUAUUCCAAUUCCUUCUAAAGUCAAAGAACCAACGAUUCAACCGAGUCAAGAGUCCCAGGCAGCUUCAGCUUCGUCUUCAUCGGACGAAGAUGAAGGGCAGAUAAUGGGUCAGUGUUAUGAGCUUAGAGAGAAUCCAAAGAGAAGUGCUCGCAUGGUAGAUCCUGAGUUUGUGGAUGCUGGGUCGGUUGUUCUCCAAGACAGGGAAAGUGAGACCGAGUCGUCUAAGAACCCAACUCGGAGACGAUCUAAACGGACUCGGAAAAUACUAGACCAAGAGGAAGAGGAAACAAAGAAGCUUAAAGUUACUAUCAACCAACCGAGUAAGACCGAGUCUUGGCCUGAACCUGAACCGGUGAGUUCGAUCUCUGAUACUACAACCGAAGAAGAUGUCGCUUUCUGUCUUAUGAUGCUUUCAAGGGACAAAUGGAAAAGCAAAGUACAUAAAGAUGAUGAUGACGAAGACGACGAUGAAGAAGAAGAAACGGAUGAAUCAGAAGGGUACUUUAAAUUAAGCCAGGUUAAUAACAGAACAGCUUGGGCUAAGUACAGAUGUGAAACGUGCAACAAGGUUUUUAAAUCGUACCAAGCACUGGGUGGACACAGAGCGAGUCACAAAAAGAUCAAAGCCUACUCGCAGGAAACAGAGUUGAAACCAGAAAAUGUGGCUAAUUGUUCAAUGACAGAAAAGAAAAUCCAUGAAUGCCCUGUUUGUUUUAGAGUCUUCUCGUCUGGACAGGCACUGGGUGGACAUAAAAGAUCUCAUGUAACUGGUCAAGCAGUAGCAACAACCAAAACAAGUAUUAAAAGUUGCAAAAAGUUGGGAGAUGGUUUGAUAGAUCUUAACCUUCCUGCUCCAAUUGAUGACGAUGAUGCUAGCCAGAUUGAACUGUCCGCCGUGUCUGAUGCUGAAUUUGUCAGCCAGGUCUAGUAAUGCAAAGAAAAAAAAAUCUUCAUCGCCUUUGGUUUGCACAAGUGUUUGAUCACAAGGUAAACAAAUUUUGGUUGCUCGUUACCAAUCUUUGGGAUCUAAGACUUUUUGCCACUUUGUUC